Lemur catta (Ring-tailed lemur) is the source of this 519-nucleotide messenger RNA. RefSeq names its product caspase recruitment domain-containing protein 18-like. The record is from RefSeq and is a predicted model, not a curated record. The transcript is spliced from 3 exons. Gene Ontology annotation, molecular function: cysteine-type endopeptidase activity; caspase binding. The coding region runs from base 1 to 429 and encodes 142 amino acids. Gene Ontology annotation, biological process: proteolysis; regulation of apoptotic process. Gene Ontology annotation, cellular component: protein-containing complex. NCBI's taxonomy places the organism in Eukaryota, Metazoa, Chordata, Mammalia, Primates, Lemuridae.
AUGGAUAUUGCAGCUAUUGCUCCCAAAGGGAACAUGCUGUCAGCCCCCUUCAGAGUUCAAGAAAUUGGGGUGUGUUACAGCAGAAUGAAUCCUGAUUUUCAGGAGGUUAACAGAAAAAUCAUGACAUCAAGUGUCCUAUGUCACCCAGUGACCACAUACAAAAUCCUGAGGAAGAAGAGGAAUUUGUUCAUCCAUUCAGUGGGCGAGGGUACAAUAAAUGUCUUGCUGGAUGAUCUAUUAGAGGAUGAAGUAAUUAGCCAGGAGGAGAUGUACAAAGUGAAAUAUGAAAAUUCCACAGUCAUGGAUAAGGCUCGAGUCUUGAUUGACCUCGUUAUUGGGAAAGGACCCCGAGCUUCCCAAAAAUUUAUCAAGCAUCUCUGUGAAGAAGAUCCUGAACUUGCAAGCAAGUUGUGUUUGCACUUAGAAUGAAGAUGAGCUCUCUAGUGGAAUACCGACAAGUCCCAACGGUGCUUCACAAAGAGAAAAAAAACUAAAACAAUAAAUUGUUUCCAUGAAAAA